This is a messenger RNA of Coffea eugenioides, 1179 nucleotides long. RefSeq names its product polygalacturonase-like. Lineage: Eukaryota; Viridiplantae; Streptophyta; Magnoliopsida; Gentianales; Rubiaceae. Bases 1 to 1179 code for a protein of 392 amino acids. The record is from RefSeq and is a predicted model, not a curated record. Gene Ontology annotation, biological process: carbohydrate metabolic process. The transcript is spliced from 4 exons. Gene Ontology annotation, molecular function: polygalacturonase activity.
AUGGCUUAUCCAAGAAAACUGUUUUCACUCGCAUUGCCCUUUUUGUUCUUCUUCUUAUCAUCAGCCUCCACGAUCACAUAUAAUGUGCGAAAGUUUGGAGCCAAACCUGAUGGAAAGACCGAUUCGACAAAGGCCUUUCUCAGUGCAUGGGCAGCAGCUUGUGCUUCAGUAAAGUCUGCAACAAUUUAUGUACCGCAGGGAAGAUACUUGCUCGGGGCUGCAUCAUUUUGGGGAAAUAAAUGCAAGAAUAAUGCGAUUAAAAUACGUAUAGAUGGUACUCUUGUAGCUCCCUCAAAUUAUCGUACUAUUGGCUAUGCUGGCAACUGGCUCAAGUUUGAAAGAGUCAAUGGAGUGACAAUUUCUGGCGGAACUUUAGAUGGACAAGGCAUUAGUCUUUGGAACUGCAAAGCCUCCAAGAGUAACUGUCCUGGUGGUGCAACGACAUUGGCAUUCUACAAUUCAAAUAACAUUGUCAUCAGCAAAUUAACGUCAUUGAACAGCCAAAUGUUCCAUGUUAUGCUUUACGGCUGUCAAAAUGCUAAGCUACAAGGGAUGAAGAUCUCAGCCUCAGCCACUAGUCCAAAUACUGAUGGCAUUCAUAUUUCAGGGUCCUCUGGUGUUACCAUAUUGGGCUCUAACAUAGCUACAGGGGACGAUUGCAUUUCAAUUGGCCCCGGCGCCUCCAAUUUGUGGAUCGAGAAUGUUUCUUGUGGCCCUGGCCAUGGAAUAAGCAUUGGGAGUCUAGGAUGGGAUAUGCAAGAACCUGGAGUACAAAAUAUGACUGUUAAAACCGUUACUUUCAGAGGCACACAAAAUGGCUUGAGGAUAAAGACUUGGGCAAGGCCUAGCAAUGGAUUUGUUAAGAGGGUCCUUUUCCAAAAUGCAGUAAUGCUGAAUGUGAGAUACCCUAUCAUCAUCGACCAAAGUUAUUGUCCAACCAAAAAUAAUUGUCCAAAUCAGGGUUCUGGUGUAAAGAUUAGUGAUGUGACUUAUCACCAAAUUCAUGGAACAUCAUCAUCACAAGUAGCUAUAGCGAUUGAUUGCAGCAAGGACUCCCCAUGCAGUGGCAUAAGAUUGCAAGAUGUCAACCUCAGAUACAUGAAUCAACCAGCUCAGGUAUCAUGCUCCAAUGUUGCUGGAACAUCUACAGGCUUUGUUCAACCGAAAGGCUGCUUAUGA